AUGGCUUCACCAAACAUUUCAGGCGUCGCUGAUCCUUCUCCUCAUCGUCUUGGAGGUAUCAACUAUAGUUACAAUACCGCCUCACACCACAGUCGAACUGUCUUUGGCGAGCAGUUCCGCAACAAGCCUGCUACUCGCGCAGGUGCUCCCGAACCUCCGAAGCGAGUCGUCGUCGAAGACGGUUCCGACGACAAGAGCCAGGUAUUCUCGCUUCUUGGCCUUACCGGUGGUGCCCAAGCGCCCCUCGACGUUAUCCAACGUAUCGUUGAGAAGGUGUUGGAGCUUGACGCCCUCGAGGAGCUGGUUAAGCUUCAGGCCUCGGCACCUGUGACUUCCGGUGCUGACAUGACAUCCAAACACGAGACUCGGAUGUAUCCGCAUAUUACCUCGAUCAUGAAUGUCGUCGCCCAAGCACCAGUUGCGGGAUCGCGCGGGCGCAAGUUCUUUUGUAACGGAGAGAAGCCCGUCAUCUUCGAUCUGGAUGAAACGCCGGCUCGAGGUCUGAAACCUGACAUGCGCUGUGCGAUUGAUGACUCUGAUAAGCCCAUCUGGCGACUGCUCGACGCUUGGGGCGAGGUGAAGGCCUCUUCCUCAGAAUACCCCUACAGGGAGGUCACUGAAGACGGCAGGAAAUCUCACGUUCUCACGGAUUUCGGUACUCAAGCGACUCAUUACGCGACCAUGCAUCUUUCUGGGACGCCUUUCCGGUUGUUUUCAUUUGGACUUCUGAUAUUUGGGCGCAAGUUCUGUGUUGUCCGUUUCGAUCGCGACGGCGUCAUCUUCUCGCCCAUUCGCGACAUGAAGGACGACUUGAAGACGUUCGUGCGCGUCUAUUAUGCAUUCGUGCACGCAGCGUCGCCGCUGGCACUCGGAUUGGAGCCCGGUGUUGAGUCCAUCGAACUCCCCGACAUCCGUGGCAAUCUUCCGCCGUCGAAGGACGGAUUUGACCGGCAUUAUCGUAUACCCCCUAUUCAAGGGGACGACGAAAAACGUUGGUGGAUCUCUGUCGGUCGGCCACUCUGGGUGUCGAAGUCCAUCUUAGGUCGCUGCACUUCUGUCUGGAUCGUAUAUCCUGCCAAAGAAGAUAAGGGCAAGCUUCGUGUAGACCCGACGCGAGCAUAUGUUCUCAAGAAUGCCUGGAGGAACAGUGCCCGCGAGCCCGAGUCUUCCAUCUACACUUGGUUCAUGGCCAACGGGACGAUCGCUGGCGUGUCCAGUCUACUCGUCGGGAGUGACGUCACCGGUUCGGACAAAGCGGUCGUUACUGCGCGCCACCUGCGUGGGGAAACAGACGAUGUCUUCACGACGACGACGACGACGACGGCCACCCUCCACCGCCUGAUUCUGAACGAAGUUGGUGUACCGCUGUGGAAGUUCAAAACCCAUCUCGAGCUCCUACGUGGGUUCAAGGCGGCGCUGGACGGCCAUGCCGCACUCUUCGCGAAGGGUAUGAUCCAUCGCGAUAUUAGCGCGGGUAACAUCCUUCUCUCUGAAGACCCUAACGUCCACGGUUUCCUGUCCGACGUCGAAUUCGCCUGGGUCUCACAGAUUGCCAAAGCGGAGCCUGCCAACGCGCACGACAGUGUUCCCGAGAACCAGAAUGAAUACGUGCAGCAGUACCGAGCAUACAACUCUAGGAACCCCGGCGUCGUACCCGCAAACAUCGAACGACCCGAGCGCCACAUUUUUGUUGACGCCAAGCGCGGUGCUGAGAUGACGGGCACCCAACUAUUCAUGGCGGUUGACAUCCUCCAAGCGAUAACUCUGAAUGCCCAGCUCAGACACGGUGUUUAUCAUGACAUCGAGUCGUUCACGUACGUCCUAGGAUACACCGUCAUCAGGCACUACGAAAGCGACCCCAAGACCGACGCCGUGGCACGUAAAUAUCUGCAGAAGAUAUACCGUGAGGCGUUCGGCCACGUCUCCGUCGAGGCAAUAGAGCGAAGCAGGAGGGCCAUCGAUACGGCAGAGCAUCCUUUGGGCUGGCUAUCGCACCCCUUCAAGGUGGUCGCCGGGAAAAUAGACGAGGGCAUUCCCAAGGCGCCUUAUGUACUCUUCCGGGAAUGGUGCGAGAAGACGUUCGCGCCCCCGUUCUUAACGCUCUUCGCGGACCUCAGGGACAUGCACAUCGACGCGAGCGCUGCCCGUCAGAAAUCGAAGUCCGACGGCGAGCUUCGCGGGAAACUCGAGGAGAUCUUCAGCUACGAAAGGCUCGGCGGGCUGCUGGAGAAGGCGAUUCAGGGUUUGGAGGAGGCGGCCGAGUGA
Molecule: messenger RNA, 2265 nt
Organism: Peniophora sp. CBMAI 1063
Lineage: Eukaryota; Fungi; Basidiomycota; Agaricomycetes; Russulales; Peniophoraceae
Source: the annotation of a GenBank genome assembly